Sinocyclocheilus grahami is the source of this 2322-nucleotide messenger RNA. Its product is annotated as glycine receptor subunit alphaZ1-like. The transcript is spliced from 9 exons. The record is from RefSeq and is a predicted model, not a curated record. Gene Ontology annotation, cellular component: plasma membrane; postsynaptic membrane. The coding region runs from base 769 to 2097 and encodes 442 amino acids. Gene Ontology annotation, biological process: monoatomic ion transmembrane transport; chloride transport. Lineage: Eukaryota; Metazoa; Chordata; Actinopteri; Cypriniformes; Cyprinidae. Gene Ontology annotation, molecular function: glycine binding; transmembrane signaling receptor activity; transmitter-gated monoatomic ion channel activity.
UGAGGGCGUGUGUUGAGAGUGUGUGAGGUGCUUUUUGAGUUUAGUAAAUGACUGCAGCAAGAAAUACUGUGCGGCUGAGGGGUUUAUGAGCGAUGGAACAGGCUCUGUGUGCCCAAAUAUCAACGUUUGGGCUUUUCCGACGAGGAUUCAAGAAAAACCUUGAAACCUAAAAUGAGCAGCGUCUCCUAACUGGACCAGACAAUGGAAGUAGCUUCAUGCAGCAAUAACAAUUCACCCCUGGGAAACAAGAACGCACUAAAUCAGACUACCUCAGCCAGAGGUAGCUAAAACUAACGCGUGGCUCGAAAGCGGCACAUUUCUUCAUUGGGAUGCGCGUAAAAAGGCGCGCGGAGGAAAAGAGCAGACGCGUAUUUUCCCAAUGACUUUGGAGACAUUCCGGCGCUCCGAGGAGAUAUCGUGCAUAGUUUCGGUUGCUUUGAAUGUUUGCGAUGGAGCGUCUUUGAAUAGUCUUGCAUCUAAUGCUGCUAUGGGUCGUCGGGAAUGAACAUCUGAAUUGGUCUCAUCGAGUUGUUUUUUCCACAACGCUGUUUCUUCCACCUGCAAAUUCCGCAACCCGCGUGAAACAGGCGCUCCGCUUCACCUGCACAGCCUCUGUCGGGAAGAUGACCAGCUCGUCUGCAUGCUCUUGAGAUUUGUUUGGCCUUUCUGGGAAUCCGAAACAAGCAAAGGACGAAUUGUUCACCUCAGAAGUGAGAGAAGAAGGAAUUGUAGGGUGCAACUACAUCCACUCAUCUCCAACCUGACACAAUGUUCGCACUCGGGAUUUAUUUGUGGGAAACUAUUGUAUUUUUCAGCUUGGCAGCGUCCCAACAAGCAGCAGCUCGGAAAGCUGCCACCCCAAUGCCUCCGUCAGAAUUCCUGGACAAGCUUAUGGGAAAAGUGUCCGGUUAUGAUGCAAGAAUCAGACCUAAUUUCAAAGACCCACAAGGCUCCAAAUCUGAUGGUACUCACAAGAAAGGUCCACCUGUGAACGUAACAUGCAACAUUUUUAUUAACAGUUUUGGAUCCAUUGCUGAAACAACAAUGGAUUACAGAGUGAACAUUUUCCUGAGACAGCAGUGGAAUGACCCUCGGCUGGCCUACAGCGAGUAUCCCGAUGACUCCCUUGACCUUGAUCCCUCCAUGUUGGACUCCAUUUGGAAACCCGAUCUGUUCUUUGCCAAUGAAAAGGGAGCCAAUUUCCACGAGGUUACUACUGACAACAAGCUUUUGAGGAUCUCUAAAAACGGGAAUGUUUUGUACAGUAUAAGAAUAACACUGAUUCUGGCCUGCCCCAUGGACCUGAAGAAUUUCCCUAUGGAUGUGCAGACCUGUAUAAUGCAGCUGGAGAGCUGUAAGUAUGCCCUGAUCCUUUCAGCCAGAUGGAGAGGAUUUAUUCAGUGGUGCAGAGAUGGAUGUUGUACUGGCUGGCACCAGCAGAUGAAGAGGAAGUUCACCUGCAUAGAGGCUCGUUUCCACCUGGAGAGACAGAUGGGCUAUUAUCUGAUCCAGAUGUACAUUCCCAGUCUUCUGAUCGUCAUUUUGUCUUGGGUGUCCUUCUGGAUCAACAUGGACGCUGCCCCUGCUCGUGUAGGCUUGGGCAUCACUACUGUGCUGACCAUGACCACCCAGAGCUCAGGAUCUAGAGCUUCUCUUCCCAAGGUCUCGUAUGUGAAAGCCAUUGACAUUUGGAUGGCAGUGUGCCUUCUCUUUGUCUUCUCUGCUCUGCUGGAGUAUGCGGCCGUCAACUUCAUUGCACGCCAACACAAGGAGCUGCUGCGCUUCCAGAGGAGGAGAAGGCAUCUUAAGGAGGACGAGGCGGGAGACGGCCGGUUCAGCUUCGCCGCCUACGGCAUGGGUCCGGCGUGCCUCCAGGCCAAAGAUGGCGUGGCCAUCAAGGGCAACAACAACAACGCGCCCACCUCCACCAACCCCCCUGAGAAGAGCGUGGAGGAAAUGCGCAAGCUCUUCAUAAGCCGCGCCAAACGGAUCGACACGGUGUCGCGCGUGGCCUUUCCACUGGUCUUCCUAAUUUUUAACAUUUUCUACUGGAUCAUUUACAAGAUAAUACGCAGUGAGGAUGUUCACAAGCAGUAAAGAGAUGCAAAUCCAGCCGCCUCCACGCCCCUCCCCACGUCCCACCGUGCCCGCCUUCCUCUCACUGCAGCACUCUCACUCGCUUACGGUGAUGACUAGUCCCCGGAAGAGGUAUUUAUUCCUUUUUUUCGUCUCUUUCUCUCCUGUCCUCCUGAAUAAUCCGGACCUGUGCAAUAGCAAUGCAGUAAAAUGCAUGAUAUAUGAAUGUGGCAAUAUAUUUACUAA